UGUGAGGGCAAUAUUAUAGGCUAUAUUGAGUGUGUAUAUAUUGAUUGUCGAGAGAUUGGCAAUAUUCACCAGUGUACAACAUUCAUGAAAACACAGAUUUUCUUGUGUGUAUAUACAUUGUUUAUAGUAAUAGUAUGCAGCCGCAUACAGGGUCGACUGUCAGCAAACAUUGGUGGACAAUAAGCUAAUAUGAGCUUUCCUGCUUUUUUUAAAAGCGUUGUAACAGGUCUUCUAAAAGAACGCUAGACAAGGAUGUGAUGAAGGAUCGUGUUGAAUGGGGACUUUGCGUUGACUCGUUUUCCGUCUAUUCACGCCCGUCAGUGAAAGAGUCGGGAGAGGAGGGGAGAAGUCGUACGGAACCUCGAUCUGUGCCACAUUGUACACCUGAGGAGCGAACUGUGCCUGCCGCUACAAUUUUCCACGGCAGCUGGCAAAAUGGGAAUUUCCGCGUCCAGUCUACUGGAUGAAAGUAAAUCCAACUACUUAAAAGGUCGAGCAGAGUCGUACCUGCAGGAGUUUAGCCCUCACUACAGGAGACAGUACUCUGUGGCCAGCUUCUCCAAGGUGCAGGAAGAACUACAGCACGGGAAGACCAAGAUCGCACAUCUGCUGCUGCAGAGGGCUGCUCCCGAGGAAGGGGCGGUCCUGUACGAGGACAACGCCCUCUACUUUGAUGAAAACAGGAAGUGGAAGGAGAGGUACAUGGUGGUACGUGCCAACUACUGCCUGGAGUGUCACGACAGCUUCGAGUCCUUUAUGAAAGGGGUUCUUCCAAGCCAAAGACUGCUCCCAACAGGGGGCGCUGUGCUAACUACCGAAGAGAAGUACAUGGCUAUGGUGGACAAAUGCUUCCCCGAGGAAGUCAACAACCUGAAGGAGGAUUUUGCCCCCCCUCUCUCGAGCAUGCCUGGUCAGUUCCCUGUGUACCUCAGACUUCCGUACCGGCGAGACUCUUACUUCUGCUUCCGCCAAGAGGCUCGCCAGACCAGGUUCCUCUCCGUGCUGUCCGACUGCAUCCGCCACCAGAACCAAGACUUCCUAAAGAAGAAGACAUGUGAAGUGGAGGCCUUCCUGAAAGCCGUCCAGCUGUACCGUCAGGAGAAGGGCCAGUAUGGAUCCUGGGACAUGCUGAUAGGUAGCGACGUCAGGGUACUGGCCAACCUGGUCAUGGAAGAUCUGCUGCCUUCUCUGACCAAGGACAUGCUUCCACGCUUAAAGAGCAAGAAGACAGAGAGGAAGAGAGUGUGGUUUGCUACGGUGGAGGCAGCCUACAUCCUGGUGCAGCAGUGUCUGCUGGAGGGUCUGUCGGCUCUGAAGGAGGAGUGCAGGACCGCCGUUCACCAGCAGGAGGUGCUCAUGCACUCUGACAUGGACCAGAUCCUCAGCGCCAGAACCAUGCUGGAGGGAAAGCUGCGAGCCAGUGUGUUGGAGCCAGCAGAGAAGUUCUGCCUGCAGAAUGUGCAGCCUUACCUGGCCUCAGUCCUGGAGGAACUGAUGGGGCCAAUCAGCUCCGGCUUCCAGGAGGCCCAGGAGAUAACUGACAGCGAGUUGGACCAAUUGUGUCAGGACUUUGCAGAAGGCGGGGUCACCGAUGAGCUCAAACAGGCCAUGGCUGUGCUGAGUAAGCCUAGCCUGCUGGGCUGCUACCAGAAGAUCAGCUCCCUCCAGGAGAAGCUCCAGCACCUGCAGGAACAUUUCGGUUUCUCCAGCAUCAGCAGCCUGAUCCACAGCACUCAGAUAGACCUGCAGCAGCUGAUGGAGAACGCGGCGUACACGUUCGAGCAGCUGUUGUACAAGGCCAAGCAGGAGAACCCGGAGAGUUCCGGCUCGGCCAUGGAGAAGGCCCGGCUCAGGGUGCUCAAGCAAUACAACUACGACAGCAGCACGGUGAGGAAGAAGAUUUUCCAGGAUGCUCUUAUGGCUAUUACUCUCCCCUACAUGAAGAAGAACCUGGCAUCUACCUGCAAAACAGAGUUGCAAGGUCUUGAACAGUACAUCUUUGCAGACCACUCCAACUUCCUCCACGUGGAGAAUGUAUAUGAGGGCAUAUUGAUCCAGACACUAGACAAGGAAGUCAGCAAAGUGGUGAAGGAAGCGGCCAUCUUGAAAAAGCACAACCUGCUGACAGAGAGCCGAGACCUCCUGAGCCAGUCCAGCCGCUCCAGCCUGUCCACCCCCCCGGUGUCCACCCCCAGCAGCCCAGCGUGGGGGCUGGGCUCCCCCCAACGGCUGAGCCGCCAGCCUCCCUCCCCUCUGGCUGAGAACGGGCUGUCCCUGAGACCAGAACAGGCGGACGCCUACAGCUCGCUGUCGGAGGAGGGGCACGGCGAGGCUGGGGGGAUGGAUGCCUCCGACGUGUUCGCGUCAGACGACGUCAAGGUGGAGGCCAGCCUUGUCUCCGCCGGGGCCCCUGAGCAGAAGGGCCUGUCCCCAGCAGAGCCUGGCCCAGGGGACACGAGCGUCCCUGCCGGGGAGACACCUGCUGUUCCAGAACCUUCCGUCAUCACAGGCCUGGUGUCCCCCAGCACCACAGACAGACUGGAGGCUGUGAUGGAGACUGUGGCCCUAGAGAGUAAGGCUGCUGCCCCUACCUCUGCUGAUAGCCCCGACCCCAGCCCCGUCCCUAGCCCUGACCCCAGCCCCGAGUAUGUCCCUAUGGCUGUAGUUGACCCAGCACUAGAACAGACAGUUACAGAGUGCCUGGCCUCUCUCACUGUAACUAGUGCAGGGGGAGAGGUUGGGAUAGAGGCUGAGGCAGAGGCAGACGCUGGGGCUGAAGAGGCUGGGGCAGAGGCUGAGGCAGGAGAAGCAGAGGGAGAGGCUGUAUCAGAGGCUGGGGAGGAGGCUGGAGCAGUUGAGGGAGAGGCUGUACCUGAGGCUGGGUUAGGCGAGGGAGAGGCUGAGAGUGAAUGGGAGAGCAUCCCCGACAGUGAUACAGAGGCUCCCUCUAGUGGUGAACAGCCUGUUACUGCAGCUGAGGAAGCUGACCUCGCCGCCCCGUCCAGCUCCGUCUCACCCCCUCCUUCCUCUCCGGACGCGCCCGCCGACAGCGACUCAGCCCCCUCGGACACUGUGGCGCCCGGUGAUGAUGUCACAGAAGACGCGGAGGCGGCUGAGGUCAAAAAGGAGGCGAGCAGCGGAGACAAGGUCGUCCCUGUGACCUCUGACCCAGACGCGGAAGCCAGAGUGAGCGAAUCCCAGACCUCCGCUGAACCCCAGGGCUGCGACCCUCCUCCUGAACCAGUAGUCGGCCUCGAGGGAGAUUCUAGUGUUAGCCACGGCGGGCUAACAAACGCUAAUCCCAUUCCAGAACCAGAAGCCAGGUUGAGCGUGGAGGUAGCGUCAGACACCCAGGCCUCUGUCCCUGCCGAGCCCACCCAACAGGCACUCGAGGCGGAGGACCUGCCGGGCCGAGCCCUGGACUGCAUCCAGGAGAUCCGAGACCUGGUUGUGGAAGUGAUAGAGGUGGAGGAGAUGGUGCAGCACUACCCUGAUGCUGUACAAGAGGGUUGGCCAGAGAUGUGCCUGUUGGGGGGUAGAUGCAAGGACCUGUCGGACAGGUGAACUGGGAUUGACGCCCCUGUUGGACCGACACAUUGAACUGCGACACAUAUGUCCGUAAACUAGCCACCACAACAUGAAGGUUUAUUUACAAGCUCUAUAUGUGUGUAUGUAUAAUUUGUUUGUGUCCUAUGGGAUUGAUUAUACGAAUCCCAGAAGAGAAACUAGGAUUUGAUAGUAAAAUAUUAAAUGUGUAAAGGGAAAAGUUCCAUUGUUUUGUUUCUCCAUCCAUAUCGUUUUUCGAUUUAUCAGUAUGCAUCUACACUUUCUGAAGCAAAGUAUGAUUUCUGUGAGGUCUAAAUCAAGAAGGAGGAAUUUGUGUGUUUGUUAGUCUGGCUUUGACUCGCUGAAGAACUCUCUCACCACAAUGUGUUCCAAAGGCCCACGGCCAGCUCAAUCCGAGCCCCACCAAGUGCCUUCAAAAUACCUCGGAAUUCUCUGCACAGACGCAAGGUCGGAUUCUCCAAGACCCCUAAAAGUUUCUGUUUCUACGACAGACUUCCAUUCGAAAGGGUUGCCAUGGAGAAAGAACUCGGAAACGGUUGGAAUCCCCCAUAGCUGUGUUGGAAUUCCCUCACCAAGUGCCUUGGCAUCAAACCCCACAUAAAGACUCUUAGAUAUCAUUUGAAAAGGCUAUGCAUUCACUUAUCACUUUUCUUGUAAAUCUUUGAUGUUUGUCCAACUGAAAUUCUUUCUGUUAUCGUUACAGAAAGUUUGUAAAGUUGUGAGUUGUGUGUUCGAUAGGUGAACCAAUGAAUCCUUUCUUUCCCUUUGGGACAAUAAAAUGUCCUAGAAAGAU
This is a messenger RNA of Hypomesus transpacificus, 4360 nucleotides long. RefSeq names its product niban apoptosis regulator 1a (gene niban1a). The coding region runs from base 436 to 3564 and encodes 1042 amino acids. NCBI's taxonomy places the organism in Eukaryota, Metazoa, Chordata, Actinopteri, Osmeriformes, Osmeridae. The transcript has 14 exons. The record is from RefSeq and is a predicted model, not a curated record.